Molecule: messenger RNA, 207 nt
Organism: Protopolystoma xenopodis
Lineage: Eukaryota; Metazoa; Platyhelminthes; Monogenea; Polystomatidea; Polystomatidae
Source: the annotation of a GenBank genome assembly
CAGUUUGAACGUUUUGGCAAUGUGGUUGAUUGCAUAUACGAUGCUUACUCCUUGGAUGAACGUGUCUCUCGAAUCCCUUAUCACGCUUUAAGUCCUACAGAACGAGAAACCUACAAUGGUCGUCGGACUGUAAUGGUUCACUUGGCUAAGCGCAUCAGAGACGCCGUCGUUGCUAGACAGGUUGUACGAUCUGGCCGUGAGUCUUGA